Messenger RNA from Aspergillus heteromorphus CBS 117.55, 1650 nucleotides. RefSeq names its product alpha-amylase. Gene Ontology annotation, biological process: carbohydrate catabolic process. NCBI's taxonomy places the organism in Eukaryota, Fungi, Ascomycota, Eurotiomycetes, Eurotiales, Aspergillaceae. The record is from RefSeq and is a predicted model, not a curated record. Gene Ontology annotation, molecular function: calcium ion binding; alpha-amylase activity. The transcript has 2 exons. Bases 1 to 1650 code for a protein of 549 amino acids.
AUGGUUUCGAGUUCACUUUUCGCCCGAUGGGCUGCUCUCGCCAGCCUGGUAGGGCCGUCCCUGGCCGCCACCACAGAGGAAUGGAAGCACCGCUCCGUCUACCAAGUGAUGACAGACCGGUUUUCGCGCACAGACGGCUCCCUCACGUACCCCUGCAACACCACGGAAGGUCUCUACUGCGGUGGAACAUGGCAAGGGCUAAUCAACAAGCUGGAUUACAUCCAGGGGAUGAACUUCGACGCGGUGAUGAUAUCGCCCGUAAUGGAAAACAUCCCGGGUCGGGUCUCGUACGGAGAGGCCUACCACGGCUACUGGCCGCUGGAUCUGUACAAUCUCAACUCACAUUUCGGGACUCACGAGGAUCUGCUCGACCUCAGUGCGGCCCUCCAUAACCGCAGCAUGUAUCUGCUCGUCGAUAUGGUCAUCAACAACAUGGCGUACAUGACCUACGGCAACGACCCGGCCACAACCAUCAACUACACCGUUUUCACCCCCUUCAACAGCUCGACCUACUUCCACUCGUACUGCAUCAUCACCAACUGGAACAACUACACGGACGCCCAGCUGUGCCAAACCGGAGACGACGAGGUCGCGCUCCCCGAUCUGUUCACAGAGCACGAGGUCGUUCAGGAUCUGCUCGAGAGCUGGUCCAAGGAUCUCGUGGAAACCUACUCCAUCGACGGCCUGCGUAUCGAUGCCGCCAAGUCCGUCACCCCCAGCUUUCUGCCCAAAUAUGUCGACGCCGUGGGCGGCUGGAUGACCGGCGAGGUCAUGGACUCGCGCGCCUCUAUCGUCUGCGACUACCAGAACAACUACCUGCCCAGUUUGCCCAACUACCCGCUGUACUACUCGAUGCUGACGGCGUUCAUCUCGAACAACAUCAGCGCGCUGCUCGCGGAAACCCAGGAAAUCAAGAAUCUGUGCGACGACCCGACAGCCAUGGCGGUCUUCUCCGAAGACCAGGAUAUCGCACGGUUCGCCAGUCUGGACGACGACAUGGCUCUUGCCAAGAACGUCAUCACAUUCGUUAUUCUCUUCGACGGCGUGUCGAUGAUCUACCAGGGCCAGGAGCAGCACCUGAAAGGCGAUGGGGUGCCCUCCAACCGCGAAGCGAUGUGGCUAGCCGGCUACAACGAGACCUCGGAGCUAUACCUGCUUAUCAAGAGCCUCAACGCGAUCCGCAAGCACGCCUACAACCUGGACAACACGUACUCGGACCAGCAAUCGAUCAACAUCUACGAAGGCAGCAGCGAACUGGCCUUCUGGAAGGGCACCUACGGCCGGCAAGUGAUCAUGGUGAUCAACAACCAAGGCUCGACCGGCGGCGCCUACAGCCUCACGCUCCCGAUGACCUACGGCGCCGGCACGGCAGUCACUGAGGUUCUCACCUGCGGCAACUACACAGUCAACGACAACAGCGAACUGAUCGUCGAGAUGGACGCCGGGCUCCCGCGCGUCUUCUUCCCCACCGCCUACAUGGAAGGCAGCGGCAUCUGCGGCUACAACUACUCGAACGUGUCGUACGCAGACCUGAAGCUGAAGAACGCGGGCGAGUCGACGUCGCUGGGCGUGCAGUCCAGCACCGUCCCCAGCGUUCUGCUUUCGCUUCUCCUGUCUCUGAUGGUCGGGCUGUUUGUGGGGUCGCUGUAG